AUGCGACAACCUGAUCGGCGAAUGCGGGGCACUUCGGAGCCAGGUGAUUUGGAGGAUACCUCACUAGAUAGCGGGUCAAGAGAUGGAGUACACACCCACGGAUCGAGGAGGCAUAGGAACAACCGAACCUCCAGUUCAUUUUUCUUGGAACCAGCUGUAACACCUAUAAGGAGAUCGGAGUCUGGCUCUGAAGGGGCUGCCUUUCUGUCCCGAACAUCAGGAAGCCAGCGGAAGGGUAAAAGGACAAGCGAGGAGGCCGUGCUGGCUGUUCCGAAACGUUAUGCGACGGUUGAUCGCAGGCACAAUACUACACACUUAGUUGGAAGCUCACCGCUGGCCACUUCAGUGACUAAUACUAUAAACCAUGGGGACGUCUCUCACGAUGAGGCGCAAAUUCCUCCAUCAGGAUUUUCCUCCGCCAUUCCAUCUCUUGGAGCCCCGUCAUCUAUUGGUUUAGAUACAGAUCCAGCCCAGAUAGUCAACCUAGCGCUAAAUCUCAGCGAGUCGAGGAGAAGAAGUGCGUCUGGAAUAGUGUCUUCUGGUACGGUUCCAAGAAAUGCACGAGUGGUAUCGAGAGCUGAAAUACCGGGGGACAUUUAUCGAUUCCCUCUACAAAAUACGGAUGUUCCACGUGCCAGUCCGCAGGACCGAAGGAUCCCAAAUAUGUCAAUCUCCGUACAGGGCGUUGGCAGGCAUCCAUCAGUGGCUACGCGCCAUACUUCAUCUUCCUCCAUUGACAAAUUUUCUGGAUCUGCCAUGACGGGUACAAACUCGACGCAACAUGAAUUCAUGCCUUACGAGAUAUCGAGUGCUACACUUGCCAGAGCUGAAAAAGCUCGAAAACAUUUUGAGCUUUUGGCAGAAUAUUUACGUUUACUCCCACAUCUGCCCCCGCUACCUACUCUCAAUGAAACGUCCGUUACUACUGGGAACUCGUCGGUGUUAGAUCGAACAUCUGGGUCCCAAGGACGGGUAUACAAUCCCAUUCAAUACAUACGUAAUCGCAAGGUCAGAUUUCGCGAAAAAUGCCCCAUUGAUUCCGAGGCUGGAGGAUGGGAUAAUAUCGAUCAAGUACGAAGUUGGGUGGACGUAAUCGCAGGGUCAGAUGAAAAUCUCACACAUAGAGCCGAAGACCGAAUUUUGCUUCCUAAGUUUGAACCUGAUGACACCCCAGAUAAUCGGAUAAAAUCUGCUCCAGCGACAUCUAAUACUGCCCGAGUUCUUAGCGGAGGGGAUGGCAGCAAGCCCCGUAGGCCCCGGAUGGAUUGGAUUACUUCACCUGCAGACUUCCUAGCGGACGCUGCAUGGCUUGAAGAGGAUGGUAAUAAACUUAAAAUUGAAGACCGGGAUGGAAAUCGUCUCUUCCACCCCGAUACACCUUUACGACCGGUUCCUUUAACGGGUCCAGAGUCCCUCAGUGAACCUACCCCAACAACUGAAGACCGAAAUUUACGGCUGGUUGAAAGACUCCCACCACACGAGAAUCUACCUCAUUUCAUAUCCGUUUCUUCUCGUCAUCAUACGGGUGCGGAUCGCGGACGGCACGGACACAAGAUAACAGGUUCUGCCCAUCUUUCAUCUAGCGACCACUCAUCAAGAGAUGCCAGCAAAUCUAGAUGGCGAAAAGCGUUGUCACGUUCUUCUGUUUCGUUUAGCGAAUCUAGCAAUGACGAGCAUGAAACACGUCGAGGAAGAAGACAUUUUCCGCGACUCUCCAGGAGAUCCAUCGAAAAUGACAAUAUUAGCCUUUCAUCGCAGAAGAUUUCGGACCCAUCAAAUAAAACGACGUCAAGACAUAUACCCCUAGAUUCUAUGGCCGACGAUGUUGGUGACGUAAUAACUAAGGAUUAUACAGCAACUCCGAGAGAUAAAUUGCAACCAUCAUUCCGACCAUCUUUAGAUACCAAUUCUGGACGAGAGCAGCCCAUCUCACAAGCCCGCAGGUACGUCAGAUCAGCUUCAUCAUCUCUAGCCAGGAGUGAGCCCAGAAGGGAGGAUGUUUCGUUCGCUGGAACUGUUGACGGUAGCCCCGGUUCAGGGUUCAGUCAGCGCCAGGUCCCGGAUGUUACGCUUAGUGCCUCACCGCCGUCGCCAAGUAUAUCACCGUUGUUGCGCCUCGUUGGCACCAGGAAAUUUUCGACCGGCUCAGGUCGGAUAAAUGGUGAACUUGAGACAGCCCUAGCUGAUAAUAAUGCUUCUGGCUUAUCCCACAUUACGCACCUGGCUAGAACUGAUAUACCUCCGUUCAGCUCUGACACAAAGCUCUCCUCAUAUUCUGACGACAAAAUCAGCGCAGGUGAAGCCCAUCAUCCGGAGAGUCCGUCCAAAUGCUACAGAUCCCAAAAUCAACAAGAGUCAAAACUUCGGGGGAUAUUCAGAUCUGGAAGAUUGGCUGAGAUUGUUGGGAAUGAAGUUUCCAGAGUCGGCGAUUACAUUCGGAAAAAGGAUGGUUCAAGCCACUCGAGGCAGUCGUCAACCGCCUCGAGUGAGCUGUUUUCUGACCAUGUUGAUGCGAAUAGCUAUUCCUUAGACGAAAAGCGUAAGCAAAAGUCGUACGUGGCUCGAAUGCCUUCCGUCAGCGGUACUGUUGGUCUAUCAGGAAAGAAUCCCAAGAUAGAUGUCCUCAAAUACAAUACCCCCAAUCUCCCCGUUUUCGCCUCUCCAUUUAAGAAUGAUGAUCAGAGCGAAGUGCAGCAAAUGUCGGAAAUCGGAGUUCCCAUUCAGCCUAGUAUCGGUUCACGACGAGUCGAGGAUGACCUAGCGACUCCCAGCUAUGAUAACAACCUUCUGAAGCCAUCUGAACCUAAUUUCGACACUGAUAUAUAUGCCUCCCGAGAAGGGAACUACAGCAGCUCCGUGGCAUCGAACCUAGUGCUUGCUGAUACCGGAACAUCCUGUGAGAAUGGUAACUUCUGUCUCCAAGUCACUCGGGAUCGGCUUCCAGUCACCGGUCUUACCAACUUGACGGUAUUGCCUUCUGGCUCGAGGCGCCCCACAAUUUCAGAGGCAACACGAAACUGGAGUAUGUCAUCCCGCAGUAUCUCCCGUCCGCCUGUCAUCGAUAGACGAGAAAUUGCCCGCAUACGAGCCCAUCUACUCUCAGCGGGCAUAAAGGCUCUAGAAAUAUGCCGCCAAGCCGAAACUAUACGCGAUUCACCUCCGAUUCUUGUCAAUAACACUGAACUCGAACCUGAUGGUAACAUUCCCCGCGUCCCCCGUUCGGAAGAGGUGGCUACCGCAGCCAGAAAUCUCAUGUCCAGAUUUGAUCACGAAGUAAGCCUUGUUCAGCAAUCUAUGUCAAAAUUCUCUUCAACCACUUCUCCUGCACUGAGGUCGCAACUAGACAGCCUAGACACCUUUGUGACCUCCACACUUAGCCCUCGCAUUCGUGAAGUCACUGCCGAAGCUGAGAGGUUGACGAGCGAACUUGCUACGACAAAUACCCUCGCAUUGAAGCAGCUCAACGACUCCGUUGCCAACGGCUUGAGAAAACGGAGACGCAGAUUCCGAUGGGUGAGCCGCUUUGGCUUCGUCCUCUUGGAAUGGAUCCUUAUCGGGGCCAUGUGGUGGAUGUGGUUGAUUGUGAUGAUAUUUAAGAUUUUCCGGGGUGUGUGGAGGGGAACUGUUUCGGGCAUCAAGUGGAUUCUGUGGCUUUAG
Molecule: messenger RNA, 3657 nt
Organism: Paracoccidioides brasiliensis Pb18
Exons: 1
Coding region: 1-3657 (1218 amino acids)
Source: RefSeq, a predicted model, not a curated record